AUGGAAGAUAUCAACAGUAUUGAGAGUAACAGCAGUAAUGAGUUUGUGAAGAAAGAGACUGUUGAUAUGGAUGCACAUGGAAAAGCAGUGAUGAAGACCCCUUUCAACGAUAAUGGGACAAUCACUCCUACUUUGGAGAAUAGGACCUUAUAUAACAUGACAGUGGAUUAUUCCUCCACGGAUUUCACUGAAGACACCAGGCUAAAUUCCAACUUCACCUAUGAUGACAAUGAACUUGACAAUUUAAUAGACUUUAUAAGAACAAUGUCCAUCAUAUGGUACAGUGUGACUUUAAUAUUGGGGAUAGUAGGAAACGGAUUGGUCAUCUGGAUUGCCGGCUUCAGGAUGAAGACAGUCAGUGCUGUGUGGUUCGUACACUUGGCUAUUGCUGACUUUGUCACAUGCAUUUCUCUACCGUUACGUAUUUCUGACUGGGCUUUGUAUUGGCAAAUUCCUUAUGAUAAUUACCUAUGUAGGGCUGGUAUAACAAUACUCUUCAUAAACAUGUUGAGCAGUGUCUAUUUCAUGACCGUCAUCAGCAUUGACCGAUGUGUCUCCAUUAUUUUCCCAAUUUGGACCAAAUCACACAGGACACCUAGGUUAGCCACCAUCAUAGCUAUACUGGUUUGGUUGUUGACCCUACUUUCGAGUAUUCCUUAUCUGGUUUUUAACCAUGGGGUUGAUGAUGUCACUGAGUGUUUUCCCAAAUAUGAUUUACCCAUUGAAUCCAAUCUAAUAAUGAAGACAAAUGCCAUGUAUAUCACAAGAAAUGUCUGCAUGUUUUCAUUCCCUUUCGUCAUUAUCCUAAUAUCUUAUGGCUUAAUUUUUAUCAAGAUAAGAAGAAUAAAAAAAUCAAAACGGUUUCAAAGACCAUUCCGUGUUAUCACCUCUGUCAUAGUAUGUUUCUUCAUCUGCUGGUUUCCAUAUAACACCUGGCCAUUAAUAUCUUUUGGUAUAAGUUACUCAAGAACAGAUAUUGUCAUUACAGAAGUUUCCAUCUGCUUGGCUUACUUCAGCAGCUGCAUCAACCCCUUACUCUAUGUCUUCUUUUCCCAUGAUUUCAAGAAACGUUUUGUAAAGUCCAUUCCAGCUAUUUUGGAAACUGCUUUUAAUGAGCGGUCUGAUCUUAACUGCAUGGACACUCCCGCUACUACAUUUAAAGCUGCAAAUUUGGAUUCUUCAUUAUAG
Molecule: messenger RNA, 1188 nt
Organism: Pseudophryne corroboree (corroboree frog)
Lineage: Eukaryota; Metazoa; Chordata; Amphibia; Anura; Myobatrachidae
Product: formyl peptide receptor 2-like
Exons: 3
Coding region: 1-1188 (395 amino acids)
Biological process (GO): positive regulation of cytosolic calcium ion concentration; complement receptor mediated signaling pathway; inflammatory response
Cellular component (GO): plasma membrane
Molecular function (GO): G protein-coupled receptor activity; complement receptor activity
Source: RefSeq, a predicted model, not a curated record